AUGUUGAUAGUACCUCGGCCGUACUUCCAUGGUCGUAGUAGCGACCAGCAUGGUGUGAUGUCGUUGUGGCAACUUCCAGGUGGCAGAAACGUUUGCAGAGCUGGCGCCGAGCUCGUCUUCGUCUUUGUUGCCAACAGCAUCCUUGCCUUGCCCAUCCCUGUAGCGGCCCCUGCAGCAGGCUUACUACAGGCUGCGAGUACACGAUUGAUGGCCGCAUGUACAGAGGACGGCGGCCUUCUGAGCCUGCUGUCGCUGCCACGCCGUCCUCGGUACGCUGCUGAGUAG
Molecule: messenger RNA, 285 nt
Organism: Grosmannia clavigera kw1407
Lineage: Eukaryota; Fungi; Ascomycota; Sordariomycetes; Ophiostomatales; Ophiostomataceae
Exons: 1
Coding region: 1-285 (94 amino acids)
Source: RefSeq, a predicted model, not a curated record